AUGGCAGAGACAGCAGUACCAAUCCCGUCCCCUCCGGGGCUGCCUCUCAUCGGCAAUGUCACAGACAUCGACCCCAACUUUCCUCUGGGCUCAUUAUUGAACAUGGCAGAGACUUAUGGUGAGAUAUACCGGAUGAACCUCGCAGGAAGAAGCGUGGCCGUGGUAUCCUCAUACGCCCUCAUCAAUGAGGUCUGCAACGAGAAGCGGUUCAAGAAGGAGAUCAAGGGCGUGCUCUCCGAAGUCAGGUCGGGCGUGCACGACGGCCUCUUCACGGCCAAGGGACCCGAGGAGCCCAACUGGGGGAUCGCCCACAGGGUGCUGAUGCCCGCCUUCGGCCCCAUGUCCAUCAACGGCAUGUUCGAGGACAUGCACGACAUUGCGAACCAGCUGGCCAUGAAGUGGGCGCGGCACGGGCCCAGCCACCCCAUCAAGGUCACCGACGACUUCACGCGGCUGGCCUUGGACACGCUGGCCCUGUGCUCCAUGGACUACCGGUUCAACUCUUUCUACCACGACGAGAUGCAUCCUUUUAUCGAGGCCAUGGGUGGGUUUCUGGUCGAAUCGGGCAACCGCUCGCGGCGUGCUCUCCCGUCCAUCUUCUACCGGGAAGCAGAUCGGAAGUACGAGAAGGACAUUGAGAUCAUGCGCAAGACGGCCGAUGAUGUGCUCAAGUACAGAAAGGAGAACCCUUCUGAUCGCAAAGACCUGUUGAAUGCCAUGCUUAACGGCAAGGAUCCGAAAACAGGCCAGAAAAUGACGGAUCAGAGCAUUACGGAUAACCUCAUCACAUUCUUGAUCGCAGGCCACGAGACUACUGGCGGCACGCUGUCGUUUGCCUUUUACAACCUGCUCAAGCACCCCGAGGUGUACCGCAAGGCACAGCAGGAGGUUGACGAGGUUGUGGGCACAGGACCCAUCACAGUGGAGCACGUCUCGAAACUGCAGUAUAUUCAGGCUAUCCUGCGUGAAACGUUACGACUCACGCCCACCAUUGCCAGUAUAGCCGUCAGCCCACGCAAAGAUGAGAUUAUUGGUGGCAAGUACCAGUUGACAACCCAAGACACACUGCUGCUCCUGGUUGCAAAAUCACAAGUCGACCCUGCUGUCUUUGGAGAGACGGCACAAGAAUUCCAGCCCGAGAGGAUGCUGGAGGACAACUUCAACCGCCUCAACAAAGAAUUCCCCAACUCCUGGAAGCCCUUUGGCAAUGGCGAGAGAGCGUGUAUUGGACGGCCUUUUGCCUGGCAGGAAGCAACACUGGCCAUCGCCCUCCUCCUGCAGAACUUCAACUUUAUGUUUGACGAUCCCAGCUACACGCUGACGCUGCAACAAACGCUCACCAUCAAGCCGAAAGACUUCCAGAUGCGCGCGGUACUCCGCCACGGGCUCACAGCCACUCAGCUGGAACAUCGGCUCAACGGUACCACACCCACACCCCUGGAGAACUCGGUUGCCAGCCUGUCGCUUUCGCCGGGCCAGAAAGCCACGGCUAACAAGGGCAAGCCGAUGAGCGUCUUCUACGGGUCAAACGCCGGCACCUGUGAAUCUCUGGCCAGCCGUCUCGCCACCGACGCAACCAAGCACGGGUUCAAUGUCGCCACAAUUGAUUCUCUAGAUGUGGCUCAUCAGAAUCUCCCCACUGAUCAGCCCGUCGUCAUCAUCACAGCGUCCUACGAAGGCGAGCCCCCAGACAACGCGGCUCUUUUCUGCAACUGGAUCCAGGGCCUGAAGGGCAAGGAGCUGGAAAAUGUGUCGUUUGCUGUGUUUGGAUGUGGUCACCACGACUGGGCGGCGACAUUUCACAAGAUCCCGAAGAUGGUCGAUGUCACUCUCGAGAAGCUUGGUGCAGCAAGACUGGCACCAUUGGGGGUUGCUGAUGCCGCCGAGUCUGACUUGUUCUCGAGGUUCGAGGCGUGGGAGGACGAGAUCCUUUGGCCAUCUCUGAAGGAGAAGUACGGCGUCGCUGCAGCAGAUUCUCAAAAUGGAGAGUCUCUCCAGAGCGGCGUUUCGGUCGAGAUCUCCACACCUCGAUCCUCGACUCUGAGGCAGGAUGUGAAGGAGGCUGUUGUUCUGUCGACGAGCGACCUAACUUCCCCCGAGGCUCCCACCAAGAAGCAUAUGGAGAUCCAGCUCCCCAGCGACAGGUCCUACUCUGCUGGUGAUUAUCUCGCCGUCUUGCCAAUCAACCAUAAGGAUGUCGUCCACCGCGCCCUCCGACGAUUCAAGCUACCUUGGGAUGCCCACGUCACCAUCAAAUCCGACAGUGCCACCACUCUGCCUACGGGCUACCCCGUGCCUGCCUCUGAUGUCCUGGGCGCAUAUGUAGAGCUCCUGCAACCGCUGACCAAGCGAAGCAUCACCGCACUGAGCGAGGCAGCAGAGGACGAGGUCACGAAGACCGCCCUAGAGCGUCUCUCCGGAGAAGGCUACGCCGACAUCGUGAGCAAGCGCGUGUCCCUGCUCGACCUCCUGGAGCAGUUCCCUUCGGUCAACCUCCCCUUUGCAACCUUUCUUUCUCUCCUCCCGCCGAUGCGCGUCCGCCAGUACUCCAUCUCCUCCUCCCCCCUCGCGGACCCGACGCACUGUACUCUCAGUUACUCCGUCCUCGAUGCCCCCGCCCUGUCCGGCACGGGCCAGCGGUACCUGGGCGUCGCCACUUCUUACCUCGCCAGCCUGCAGCCGGGCGAUAAGCUGCAUGUCGCCAUCCGCCCCAGCCACGCGAGCUUCCACCUUCCCAUCGACAGCGAAAAGACGCCUGUCGUCAUGAUCGCGGCAGGGACAGGUCUGGCUCCCUUCCGUGGGUUUAUCCAAGAGCGGGCCGCUAUGCUCGCCGCGGGGCGCAAACUCGCGCCGGCCAUGCUUUUCUUUGGCUGCCGGCAUCCGGACCAGGAUGACCUGUACCGAAAGGAACUGGAGAGGUGGCAAGAAUUGGGGGCAGUGGACGUGCGGCGGAGCUACUCGCGUCUUGCUGAGGCCAGCGAGGGUUGCGCUCAUGUGCAGGACCGGCUGUGGCUGGACCGGCGCGAUGUGCAGAGCCUUUGGGACGCGGGCGCCAAGGUAUACGUCUGUGGGAGUAGGGGCGUAUCGGACUCGGUGCGGGAGGUGGCUAUUCGGAUGUAUGUGGACGGGGCCAAGGAGAGGCAUGGGAAGGAGUUGAGUGUAGAGGAGGCGACGGAGAGGUUUGAUGCUGUGCGGUACGAGAGGUUCGCCACGGAUGUUUUUGACUGA
Messenger RNA from Cryphonectria parasitica EP155, 3228 nucleotides. RefSeq lists its product as uncharacterized. Lineage: Eukaryota; Fungi; Ascomycota; Sordariomycetes; Diaporthales; Cryphonectriaceae. The transcript has 3 exons. Gene Ontology annotation, cellular component: cytosol. The record is from RefSeq and is a predicted model, not a curated record. Gene Ontology annotation, molecular function: iron ion binding; aromatase activity; heme binding. Bases 1 to 3228 code for a protein of 1075 amino acids.